This is a messenger RNA of Agrilus planipennis (emerald ash borer), 2601 nucleotides long. RefSeq names its product protein phosphatase PP2A 55 kDa regulatory subunit (gene tws). Gene Ontology annotation, cellular component: cytosol; protein phosphatase type 2A complex. Gene Ontology annotation, biological process: peptidyl-serine dephosphorylation. Lineage: Eukaryota; Metazoa; Arthropoda; Insecta; Coleoptera; Buprestidae. The record is from RefSeq and is a predicted model, not a curated record. Gene Ontology annotation, molecular function: protein binding; protein phosphatase regulator activity. Bases 348 to 1733 code for a protein of 461 amino acids. The transcript has 4 exons.
UUCAGACAACAGACGUCGCUUAUGUUGCAAUAUCUGUUGUUGCUCUUAACCUGUUGCAUUAAACAGGUAUCGGAGUGCGGAUUUUUUUUUGUUUAUUUUUUAAAACAUUCGUUUCGCGUCUAGUGCUUCGUAAUAGUAUCGUGGAAAAUAAAGAGAACAUUGGGUUUAGUACUACUCUUUGUGAUAAACUUUCUUGAUAAUUUCACUUUCAAUGUAAAAAAGAGGACAACAUUGUUUUAGAAAAAUAAGAUCAUUAUCGGACCACGAUACGUCACGCAGGGGUGGUAGGCCUAUGGGCCUCUCCAGGGUCUGGCCGACGACCGUUGGCCAAGUCCGGUAACCUGGGUAUGCGCAGUAAGUUAGGAGGGUUUAUCAAUAAUGCUGUCCAAGCCACAAAAAAAUCUCCAGGUAAUGGAGACAUUCAGUGGACCUUUUCUCAAGUGAAGGGAACAUUAGAUGAUGAUGUGACAGAAGCAGACAUAAUAUCAUGUGUAGAAUUCAAUCACGAUGGAGAUCUUUUAGCCACUGGGGACAAAAGUGGCCGUGUAGUAAUUUUCCAACGUGACCCCACUUCAAAGAACUCACUUCCAAGACGUGGUGAAUAUAACGUUUAUUCAACCUUCCAGUCACAUGAGCCUGAGUUUGACUACCUCAAGAGUUUAGAAAUUGAAGAAAAAAUCAACAAAAUACGGUGGCUUAAGCGAAGAAAUCCAGCUCAUUUUCUCUUGUCCACGAAUGACAAGACUAUCAAAUUAUGGAAAGUCUCAGAAAGAGACAAAAAAAUUGAAGGCUAUAACACUAGGUUAGAAAAUGGUUCUUUACUUGAUCCAACAAGUGUGAGCAGUUUGCGAGUGCCAACAAUUAAACCCAUGGAAUUAAUGGUUGAAGCGUCACCUAGGAGAAUAUUUGCGAAUGCACAUACGUACCAUAUUAAUUCAAUAUCGGUAAACUCAGAUCAAGAAACGUAUCUUUCAGCGGACGAUUUGAGAAUUAAUUUAUGGCAUCUGGAAAUAACAGAUCAAAGCUUUAAUAUUGUUGAUAUUAAGCCAACAAAUAUGGAGGAGCUGACGGAGGUCAUAACCGCUGCCGAGUUCCACCCUGUAGAGUGUAAUUUAUUUGUUUAUAGUAGCAGUAAGGGGACAAUACGGCUCUGUGAUAUGAGGGCGGCGGCGCUUUGCGACAAACACGCCAAACUGUUUGAGGAACCUGAAGACCCAACAAACAGAAGCUUCUUUUCAGAAAUUAUUUCCAGCAUCUCAGAUGUUAAACUUUCUAAUUCAGGAAGAUACAUGAUUUCAAGGGACUAUUUAUCUGUUAAAGUCUGGGAUUUACACAUGGAAACUAAACCCAUAGAAACGUAUCCGGUUCACGAGUAUCUUAGGUCUAAAUUGUGUUCGUUAUACGAAAACGAUUGCAUAUUCGACAAGUUCGAGUGUUGCUGGAAUGGCAAUGAUACGGCAAUAAUGACUGGUUCGUAUAAUAACUUCUUUAGAACGUUUGAUCGGACGACGAAACGCGACCAGACGUUGGAGGCCUCACGGGACAUCGCAAAACCGAAGACUGUUUUGAAACCGCGUAAAGUUUGCACCGGUGGCAGGCGGAAAAAGGACGAGAUUGGUGUGGACUGUUUAGAUUUUAACAAGAAGAUACUGCACACCGCCUGGCAUCCAACAGAGAACAUAAUAGCUGUCGCCGCAACCAAUAAUUUAUUUCUUUUUCAAGAUAAGUUUUAGCAUAACAUCGUUUAGUUCAAUCUGAUCACAUAUUUCUGAAUUUGUUUCGUUCGAUUUUCUUGUGAUCCUAGGCCACAACGUACACCAACAAAAAAGAAAAAUUAUGACCACAACGAAAAAUUAGAAAAUAUAUGAAAGAUCAUCACUUUGUAUACAUAACCAAUCGUUUUUGUUUAAAAACUUCUAGUUCGUACAAAUAUUUUAAGUGAAAAAGGGCUGUCCCUUGCCCGCCUCUUUUGUGAAUCAAAUUUGUAACGUUAUCGUCACUUUUUUUACCGAUGAUCAUUUCUACAUUUAAAUUUAUGUUGUGGUUACCGUCUUAACGUUGUGGUCAGAGAGCUCCCGCCUCCCAAAUCACCAACUUGCAUAUGCGCGUACAGAUAACAUAUACUACAAACACUUUCGCUAACAUCAUCGUGUUUUAUAUUUGCUAUUUUUUUUUUUUUUUCUAAAAUUAUUUUCCGCGAUACACUGCGGUUCAUUGCGGCGUCUGUGCUGUAACGUUUGUAUUAUUAUUAGAUAAUUAAGAUAAUGAUGAACUAAAUAAAUAUUAUAUUUUCAGCAGGUUUUAUUAAUUAAUUUGGCCAUACCGAUUUGUUACAAAUUAAAUUACGUGCUCUAGCAAAUGAAAAGGAUUGAUGAUUAAAGUUUCUCAUAUUUUUAUUUUUUUUUUUUUUUGCCUUCAUCAAACCCAAUUGCAUUCUUCGAGUGAAACAUCGUAAAGACGUUUAAAGCACGAAUUGCCACCGCAGUUAUGGGUCUCGCAUCUUUUUUUUGUGUAAUAUGCUGUUAGCGGCACCUUUGCUUCUAAAAUAUAAGAAACUAAGUUGUACUGAUUUGUGAGUAAAAAAAUACAAUGUUAUAUUUU